Molecule: messenger RNA, 1398 nt
Organism: Archocentrus centrarchus (flier cichlid)
Lineage: Eukaryota; Metazoa; Chordata; Actinopteri; Cichliformes; Cichlidae
Gene: spc25
Product: SPC25 component of NDC80 kinetochore complex
Exons: 8
Coding region: 218-931 (237 amino acids)
Biological process (GO): chromosome segregation
Cellular component (GO): Ndc80 complex
Source: RefSeq, a predicted model, not a curated record
GGAGAGUGCACUAUCUGAUAUUCUGCAAGGAAACACGGUGUUUUCUUGGGCUAAAACAAUAAUUUGGGUAAUUUGUAAGCGGAAGAAUAAUAAUGGGACGUAAUUUCCGGUUGUCUUUUCCGUGCCCGCCCCCUGCAUGCAAACCGCGGAUUUUUGAAAAUAACGACCUGCGUGAAUCGAAGGAGUUGUCUUUAAAACAUAUCCAUAACAAAACGUCAUGAUGUCCAUCACCGACCCAAACAUGAGCGAUAGGUUUACAAGUGCAAUGGAGGAGAUCCACAACAAGCAGCUUAAAACCUAUGCAGACAUAAUUGACACAACUGCAGACUUGGCCCAGUCCCACAAGCAUUUUGUGAAUUCAGCACUUGAUACAUGUUUAAAGAAGUGUAAGGAUGAUGACAUACUAUUUGAAACAAUACAGACAUUCAAAAAAGACCUGGAACAAAAAAAUGUGGUGUUGAAAGAGAAACGGCACGCCAUAUCUGAAGUGAUGUCUGAGAUUCAGGAGAAGGAGAUGCAGAAAGAGGACAUUAUCCAGAAGAUUGAGAAGCUUAAAGAAGAACAAAAGAAGAGAAAAGAAUUGAUCGAAUCUCAAAAUAAAGCAAACAAAGACAGACUGAAGAAUCUCCAGAAAGCCAGACUCAUCUUUCAGGAUCAUUUGGGGUUGGAGAUACGAACAAUCUUCAGCAAAACCCAGCUGGUUAAAGGUGAGAAGCUGCAGUUUGUUUUUCGAAACAUCAACCCCUCUGAUCCGGACAGCGCCUACGUUAUCACGAUGGGGAUUAAUGAAAGUGGAUCAUACCAGAUUGUCUCCAGCGACCCUGUGCUCGAGUGUUUGCCAGUCUUGGAAAGCCGACUUCUGGAGACCAAUAAUUUAUCAGCGUUCCUGGCAAAUGUGAGGAAGGAGUUUAUCUCUCAGACACGCCGCUAAAAUGGAAAUGAAGGGACUAAAAGCAAAUUUCUAUUGAAUAUUUGGCAUUGCUGUGUUUAGGAUUGUUUAGGAUUUGAUUCAGGCAUCAGAUGAUUUAACACUGCUUAACUGAGGUAGCUCUUCAACAUAGGUUGAUGGGAAAUGGCCUGUCUGGCCAUUCAGCAUGCCAAACCACCAACCAUUUUCUUCCUUGGAAUAAAUGUCUAGUAGGUCUCCUGUGAAACAUCAUUUUUAUCAGUUACAUUUUCAACCUUAACCACUGUUUCUAAUAAACUGAGUGUCACUUACCUUCAUUCAAAGCCAGUUCAUCAUCGUGUUCAGGGGUGAAGUUAUAAAGGGCCUUGCAUUUUCCUAUACUGCACAACUCUGGGGUUGUUUUAUCUGCUAAAAAUGUUUCAGUGCGUUAAUUUCACAAUGCAUUUCCAGAUGUUGUCAUUUGAAAUAAACAUUUGUGUCUGUGCUUGGUA